Durusdinium trenchii is the source of this 1821-nucleotide messenger RNA. The record is from the annotation of a GenBank genome assembly. Lineage: Eukaryota; Dinophyceae; Suessiales; Symbiodiniaceae.
AUGGGGCCGCCGAUGCCAGAAGACCCUUUCCUCACAUCUGUCCGGCUGACUCCAUGGCUCGCCAGAAAACAUGAGAUCGAGGAGGCCCACUUCGCAGACGGACACGCCCAGCAGCUGUGUUUGGGGCCUCCAAUGUAUUCAUCAGGCCUUCCGCCGUGCCUGCAGCAGGAAGCAUCUUUGGCCCUGACGAUGGCCUUGAGGUGGUGGAACCAGGACUCCUACCUACGGCUGGGUGGGACGGCAUUGCUCACUGCCGGCAGGUUAAUGCACAGCGGGCAGUCCAACGUUCUUGAUGUUUGUGGAUCAGGUGACCUUUGCAGUGCGAUCGCUGUGGAUGAGAUUCCAGCAGAGCUGAUUCUUGAGACGGAGCCAGACGCAUGCAUCUUUCACUCUGCUCGCGACGUUGCGUCGGCGCUGCCGCCACUGCUGCGGGUGCAGCGGGGAUGCGAGGAUCCGGCUGAUCUCAUCACCGCCAUACUCCAUGAUGGUCGGCUAAAGCCCAUUUGGCUGCCUUUUCGGGCGGAAGGAGGAGAAAUGCCAGCACCACCAGCACAUGUGCUGUCCUGCUUGGCGAUUGGCAUUCCUGUGAGCCAGGCAUGGCUGUUGCAUGCUCCUGAGACGCAGCUGGAAGGUGCUGCGUGUUUGGAUUUCAUCAAGAGGAACUUGGACACAAUCAACCUGGAUAUGCCAGCAGUGCUGCUGUCGCCAAGUUUGUUGCCAGAGAAAUGGACGAUUCGUAACACAAAGGCACUAGAGGAUGCUUUGCAAUGGAUGCGCAAGAAUAGUGAGACCAACAUCAUGGGUUUCCCCUUGCUUUCAGAAGAUUCCUGGAGGUGGAAAGUCAGGCGCUUGCGCCAUCAGUAUUGGAAGCUCUUCUUCACAUCCUCAGAAACGAUCGAAGAGCACACCGGCCUGGCUGGUGAGCCUUGCGCUGUGGGCUUCCCUUCUGCAACCCGGGCCUUUGGAGCAGCGCGCGUGUUGCGGUCGCUGUUGUCAUUGGUGGAGUCAGAUCCAGACAAUCCGUGGAACUGGCUUCUGGACAUGGACCUGCAGAUCCACAAAGCAGGAACUCAGGUUCUCAGCUGUGCUGGUUGGCCAAUGCCUGAAGUGGACUACCUCACGCGUGUAACAUUGACCGAGCACAUGACAACCAAGCACCAGGUGGAGCUUGCAAACUUCGAUGGCCGUGAGGACGUUUAUUGCAUCAAAGGAGCCAAUUGGUUCCAGGUAGCUCAGAAAGGCUUGGUGGCACCCUACUGCUUCCGAAGAGAUGUGAUGAAGGCCUUUCGUCGGCUUCGAGAUUGGUGGACCUCUUUGGAUGCUCGGAACUUCCUGGUGCCAGAGGAGGGCACCUUCCUAGCGCUUUUUCGCAAUGGCAACGCUGGGAUCAUGCCUUGGGACUCGGACUUCGAUGUGAAGCUCUACAGUGAGCAGGAUCUCACCAUGGAAGGCUUCAUGAAUCGUACCCUAGAGCCGGAGUUCAAAGCGAUGCAGAUUGAAGCAUAUGCCUAUGAUGGCUGUGGCCAGGAUAGCUAUGUGCUUCUAAGACAGGCCAACAUCACACACCACAUUGGUGACGCUUAUGUGCGUGGCAGCCAGAAGACCCACCCAUGGAAAGCUCGGCUCUUUGGGACAGAGAUUCGUUUGAGCCCGGAGCACUUGGAACACAUUUUCUUCACCCGCUAUCGCACUCCGGUACAAAAGUUAUUUGGUGAUGGCAUUCCUUUGCAGUGUUUCCAUCCCGGGCACAAUGCGUGCAUGCCAGACUGCCAAGAUCCAACGAAGCCCUGUGACUUCGAGGACCACUUCGUGCACGUGUAA